ACCGUUAGAUUCUAGACAACAAAACAUAAUGCUUUAUGUGAUCUACUUUCAUCCGCAAAGAAAAAAGAUAGUAUAUCUCAAUAAUUAUAUCAUAUACUUUAUGGAAAGAAAACUACAUCACAGCAACAGGGUCGUAUUUAAAUCUGUGCUUGUACAAAAACAUGAACUUGCAAGGUUUUCAAUCCUAAACAGAUUUCUUCACAUCUACACAAGGAAUCUAGCAGGGAAUUACCUCAAGGCCUGACCUAACCUUACCUUGCCUGCAGGCAUACAUCAUACCUCAACCAUCAGAAUGUCUAAGAACUGAGGUUAGCUAGCAAGCAAGCAUACAUCAACCAUCAGCAUGUCUAAGAAUUAGGGUAGAUAGCAAGCAAGCAGGCAUAACUCAAGCAUCAGCAUGUCCUCGUCGAAGGGAAGCUAGCAAGCAAGCAAUCAUGUGCCAAGCCAUGCCAAACUUGCCCCACGCAACUAAACUUAGCAAAUGUUCAGCUAAUAUUUAUGUAUACCAUAAAAGCCUCAGCCAUGGCUGCCUCCUGCUCCACCUGGUCACCCCCUCCCUAUCCCUCCCAUUCAUCUAACUAAUCGGCCGUCAAUUACAUCAUCAGCUGCCACGCACAGGCUCCUUGACAACCUAAUGCCAUAGCACCCAUCCUGGCCUGUAUAUAAAGGUCACAUACAUGUCCAUCACAACAGACCCAAUUUAUCCAUCUUGCCAUACCACUCCUGUUCUUCUACUAAAUACCCAACCUUCAUUUCCUUCCAUUGUUACCAAAAGCUAGCGUGCAGAGUAUAGAUAAGUUCAUCAACAAUACAAACAUAUAUGGAUCCCAAAAUUGCUGUUGCUCUCACGCUUUCUCUCGUCGGUGGCUUAAGCACCUCCCUUGGUGCAUUACUAGCAAUACUAAAUCAUGCCCCAAACAACAGAACACUCGGGAUAUUACAGGGAUUUGCUACUGGACUCAUGCUGAGCAUGUCUUUCUUUGACUUGGCUUACGAUGCUAUCAAUGCGAUUGGUUUCCUGAAAGGAAAUCUUUGGUUUUUUGCUGGUGCACUUCUAUUUUCCGCAAUUGCAGAUGUAUUCCCUGAGCCGGAAUGCAACCCUGUAGAUGAAAAUGACAAACAAAUGACUGGUAAUUCAGCAAGGAAGGAACUUAUGAUGAGACACAGAAGAAGAGUUAUCUUUAGUGUAAUUGUCACCGCAAUUGUUGCUGGUGUGAGUUUGCAGAACUUUCCUGUGGGUACUGCCGCUUUUCUUGGAACCGCAAAGGGCUUUCGUGUUGGUCUUAACUUGGUUAUUGCAAUAGCUCUACACUACAUCCCAGAGGGUAUUGCUGUAGCUCUCCCUGCAUAUUUCGCCACUUGCAGCAAAUGGCAAGCAUUCAAGCUAGCAACACUUUCUGGUUUUGCAGAGCCAAUAGGUGUAAUUAUCGUGGCAUACCUAUUUCCGAGCAACUUAAACCCUGAAAUAUUGGAAGGUCUACUUGGAUUAGUGGGUGGAGUCAUGGCAUUUCUGACACUGUAUGAGAUGCUACCAUUAGCAAUUGAAUACGCUGGACGCAAGGAUGCAGUAAAAUCUGUAUUUGUCGGCAUGGCUUUUAUGUCCAUGAGCUUGUACUUCCUAGAAGUUAGUCUUCCAAAGGAAAUGGCCGCUUAAUAUUUGAGUCUAACAAACUAAAGCACUGUGGGCAAAUGCAUCAUGAACUUGCAAUAAGGGUCUUCAUCAAUGUCCUACAGAUGCAUGGCUGCAAGAAAGUUAUAACUCUCACUCAGACAGGUCAUGUACAUAUCAAAUAAAACUGUACAUACUGGAAAGAGAUAAAACAUUCAUAUGAUGUAAAUAACAAAAAGGAACAUUCUGAGAUGAACCACUGAUUUCCAUUCGCCAAAGAUAUUUGUACCUCAUGUGCUCCAACAUAGGAGUAUUAUACUUUGAAGUUCACUUUAUGGAAAGACUAUAAGCCUAGUAGCUUGUUACCUUUCUAGUUUUUCCAUGAAUUACUUUCAUCUUCUCUAAGCAUUACCAUUGACAUCCUGUUAUGUCAAGCAUAUAAUCAGUCUCUUUCAAUGCGUUACUGUAA
Brachypodium distachyon (stiff brome) is the source of this 2078-nucleotide messenger RNA. RefSeq names its product zinc transporter ZTP29. The record is from RefSeq and is a predicted model, not a curated record. The transcript has 13 exons. Gene Ontology annotation, biological process: zinc ion transmembrane transport. Gene Ontology annotation, cellular component: membrane. Gene Ontology annotation, molecular function: zinc ion transmembrane transporter activity. Bases 821 to 1654 code for a protein of 277 amino acids. Lineage: Eukaryota; Viridiplantae; Streptophyta; Magnoliopsida; Poales; Poaceae.